UAUCCUGUCACAUAAAAGGCUAUAGAGGUCAGUUUAUACGUGUUGAACCCGCACACCCAUCGCUUUCUCAUCAUCAGAGAAGCGGAAAUAUCGUUUCUUAUUUCUUACCAAAUAAGUUGAAACAAUGAAUCGAUAGCAACGUUAGCGUAAACUCUACUCGCCUCUCCCCAAUCAGGAUGAGUUACAUCAUCUAAAUGGCUUGUCAAUCGGGCAACUGUCACACAAACGGAGAACUAAACUGGAAACAGGCCAAGUAUACAAUUUACUACGUUUCUACUAUUGAUCACACUCAAGUAAAAAUCUGAGAAUAUGGACGACACUUUUAUAUUCUUUGAAACGCCAUGUGUGAAUUCGACCGCCCCAGCAAUCCUUCCAUUUAUAACUGGUGGGGUGUCAGCGCUUCUGUGUCUCAUCACUGUGCCGGGAAAUCUUAUCGUGGUUAUGGCAGUUUUCGUUGAUCCGAAUAAAGACUUACGUUCCCCAUUCAUGUACUUGGUGGCGAAUCUUGCGAUGGCCGAUUUGUUAGUGGGCCUUGUUACAGAACCAGUUUCAGCUUUUUACCACAUAAAGAACGCUCUUGGAGUGAUCGACUAUGAAGUUCUCAGCGCUACCGUCCAUAUGCCUUUCUUUAUUUCGUGCACGGCCUCUGUUCUCAGUCUGGCGGCCCUCACAAUGGAUCGUUACGUCGCAAUAACAUCACCAUUUCGAUACAGAGCAAAUUUGAGUCCUUUGCGGGCCCUAUUUGCCUGUGUUAUUGUAUGGACGAUAUCACUGAGUUUCCCUUUUGCGUAUCUGUACUUGGGUUUCUUUAGCUACGCAUUUCUGUUCGCAAAUACUGCAGUCGUGAUGACUUUUCUAGUUUUGCUAUUUGCUUAUGUGCGUAUUUACAAGAUAUUUCGACGUCAAGUUCGGGAAUGGGACAGUUUACAUGAUAGCACAGAGGAUAAUCGCGCUAAGAAAAUCAGAAUGCGCUGGGAACAAAAGAUAACGAAGACAUUACUUAUUAUGUUGGUGUUAUUCAUUUCUUGUUAUCUGCCUGCCUGCGCCGGCAUAUAUGUCAUCAACUUAUGCUCUACAUGUGGUUGUGACCUUGUGCUAUUCUCGCGUGACAUUCAGUUUCUGCUCAUUUUAGCAAACAGUUCUAUGAACCCGUUUAUUUAUUCAUGGCGUCUGAACAACUGCAGGAGAGCUUUUAUUUGGAUCGUUUCAUGUGGGAAAAAAGGAAGAAAGGCUUACGGAAAAGUUUCGUUUGAAAUGCAGACCAUGAGACGAUUGUCGACACGGGCCCGAUCAGUAACACUGACUAAACUGUAGUGUGGUGGCUUGCAUUACCAACUAAACAACUAAACGUGGCACACCGCGAUUAGACUGUAAAAUGUGCAUUCCUUUUCUGCGCUCAAACAUCGUUCUGCCGUCUCGCUCGAUUGUUAAGUAUUCGGCUAGAUAAUUAAGGUGAGAGUCAUGAAUCUUGCUUGGGUGGGAUGGUGAAAAACCCCAUAUCAAGUCCCUUAGUCGUUCUUUACACGCUUUGCGUGACAAUAACUAAAUUUUCCAAUCACUGCGCCUUUUCAGCUCGCCUUAAAGUCUAAAAACCAGUGAUGAUUUGUUGCCCGUCCAUCGGACGAGACGACAAACUGAUUUAAGAGAAAAAUUCGACAACAAGCUGCCCGUUUUCUAGGAUAAUUGUCAGAAGCGCACGAAUGAAAAGCGGACUCGUGGAAGAUGGCUGCCCAAUAAGAGUUUCACCCUGUUUCCAGUUUUGGUCGGCGACCCUUUCUGUCCUCUUACCACGAAAACAUUCGUCAUAUUUGUUUCUUGCUUUUUAAAAAUUUAAUGAUUCCCUUAGUUGUAACAGUACUUGCCACGGUAGACUGGGGAUGUUUACGGACAAUCUUUAUUUUUUAAUGACAAGGAUGAAACUAACAGAAUGUAUCCCCUUCGGUAACAAUUGGUAUUGGUAAAUUCAUAGCAAUGAAUAAACCGUUUUAUUUUCUUUAGUUCCAACUUGA
This is a messenger RNA of Pocillopora damicornis (cauliflower coral), 2009 nucleotides long. Its product is annotated as histamine H2 receptor. The record is from RefSeq and is a predicted model, not a curated record. NCBI's taxonomy places the organism in Eukaryota, Metazoa, Cnidaria, Anthozoa, Scleractinia, Pocilloporidae. Gene Ontology annotation, cellular component: plasma membrane. Gene Ontology annotation, biological process: G protein-coupled receptor signaling pathway. Gene Ontology annotation, molecular function: G protein-coupled receptor activity.